CUCUUCCUCAGACAACAGCUCUCACAGGAGGCUCUCUUGUACUGAAGUGCACAUCUCAUUUUUACCACUAAUUCUCGCGAGUGGCCUUUUCUCUGAGUGGAACUGCACGAGUGGAUCACGGAGCAAAGACCAUGGAAUUUGUCGUCGUGAGUUGCUAUGAUGCCAAGGCGGAGGGGGAGCUUUCUCUCCAGAUUGGGGAUAUCAUCAGGAUUUCGAAGUGCACUGACGAGGAAGGAUGGUGGGAAGGAGAAUUAAACGGGAAAUGGGGCCGUUUCCCAAGGAUAUUUGUUGAGGAAGUGCCGUCUCAGCCAGUUACCGACGGGAAACCCCUACAACCUCGUUUUCUUCGUAGGAAGCAUGUGGUGAAGAAGAAGCUGAGACUGUGCGAGGUGGUCAUUUCAUACAGCCCCGUGAGACCAGAACACUUGGAGCUCAGCGAGGGAGAAGUCAUUGAGGUCCUCAGAGAGGUUGAAAGUGGUUGGUGGCUGGGAAGAAAGAACGGAAAGACUGGGCGUUUCCCAUCCAAUUUUGUUGUGGAAAUCGACCACGCGGACGGUUCCAGCAGGAAAAGUCAAGAAGGGCCAAGUUCAGACCUCUAUGUAAACCUUCCACUGGAUUCGGAAAAAAUGAUGGCCAGCAGGACGGCAGAAAGAUCAAAGGAAUCAGCUUUUAGAUCGGCACAUCCCCAAGAAAAAGAUGGAUGCGUUGAAGAAAAUGGACAGCAGACAGCCAAGGAAUACUACGAGGCCAUGUCUGACUACAAUGCAAGUGCCGAGGAUGAACUCAGUCUGCACAAAGGAGAUGUCAUCCUCGUGUUGGAAAAGGACACAGGGGAAGACGGCUGGUGGGAAGGCUACCUAGAUGGAAAAGAGGGACUAUUCCCUGAAAACUUCGUGGUCCCUUAUGAAGGUACAAGCACGGAGCAAAAGGAACUAUCACCAGGAGACACGAUGGUUGCAGAAAUCUUGAAUCGCAUGACAUGGUGGAAUAAUGCCAUAUACAAUUCAGCAAAGGAGUACUACAAGGCAGCAUCUGACUACGUUGCAGGAACUGAGGAUGAACUGAGUCUACACGAAGGAGAUGUCAUCCUAGUGUUAGAGAAGGACACAGGAGAAGCCGGCUGGUGGGAAGCAUGUGUGAAUGGACAACAGGGACUUAUCCCAGACAGGCUCGUGGUCCCUCAUGCAGGUACAGAAGAGGUGAAAGAGGAGCUUCUGCCAGGAGAUGUGAUGGAUGCAGGUAUCUAUGAGAAGAACGAGCCCAGGACUGGAGGGUCAGAGUCUGCCGUCAAGCACAACCUGAUGCCUCCCAAAAAGGUUCCACCUCCUGUGAAGGUGAAGCCACUGUUAACAAGCCUGUCUAAUAAAGUCGGUGGGGAACAGGUGUCGACUCCUCGGGAACUCAGCAAACCAGCCAGAGAAAGGAGCAGUGAUUCAGAAUCUCUGACGUUUGACACAGUGGUACCAUCUGCAGGGACACUGAGGCACUUGACGGCAGACAGACCCAGGGCCCAGGGGCGAAGACCACCCACUCACCUCAGAGCUACAGCUGCUCAGAAUGCCAAGGGGUCAGUGUCACCACCAGUACCAGCUAAAGUCAAGCCUCCAACUGUCCAGCUGUUUGAGCCUCCAUCAGUCAAAAGGCAUCAGUCGACUGCAGGAAGAGCAGGCCCUGUUCCGGCUAGUUCACCAAACAAAACACAGAGAUAUGAAGAAAGGGAGGACACGGUGGAUUCUGUUACAGGCCUGCAAGAGGAACUAAGACGGCUGAAGCUAUCCAUCAACCUGCUAAAGAAUCAGCAUUCGAGAGAUGUAAUUGACAUAAAAGAAGAGAUUGCAGAGGAGCGAAUCAAAUGGAAUACACUGCAGAUGGAGGUUGAAAACCUGAGAAAAUUGGUGACAUCCCUGCCAGAGCACUAACCUCGAUCAAACCUUCCCUCUCUCUCCUCUGCUGGAUAAAGGGCACAUGUCCAGCACCUGAGAAGCCAAUACCAGACUCUUACCCGUGUUACAUUAUCCACCAGUACUGGGAGUCUCACAAACCUGAAUC
Messenger RNA from Mobula hypostoma (lesser devil ray), 2049 nucleotides. RefSeq names its product SH3 domain containing 21 (gene mnmip1). Gene Ontology annotation, molecular function: protein binding. The record is from RefSeq and is a predicted model, not a curated record. The transcript has 20 exons. The coding region runs from base 132 to 1919 and encodes 595 amino acids. NCBI's taxonomy places the organism in Eukaryota, Metazoa, Chordata, Chondrichthyes, Myliobatiformes, Myliobatidae. Gene Ontology annotation, biological process: actin filament organization; cell migration.